This is a messenger RNA of Neltuma alba, 1546 nucleotides long. Its product is annotated as ATP-dependent Clp protease proteolytic subunit-related protein 1, chloroplastic. Gene Ontology annotation, cellular component: endopeptidase Clp complex. Gene Ontology annotation, biological process: protein quality control for misfolded or incompletely synthesized proteins. Gene Ontology annotation, molecular function: ATPase binding; ATP-dependent peptidase activity; serine-type endopeptidase activity. The transcript has 9 exons. The coding region runs from base 155 to 1309 and encodes 384 amino acids. Lineage: Eukaryota; Viridiplantae; Streptophyta; Magnoliopsida; Fabales; Fabaceae. The record is from RefSeq and is a predicted model, not a curated record.
CAGUCGGCAAAUUGACCGCGGGAGCUUCUCCUACCUCUCGCUCGGUCCUCACCCCAACUUCGCCGUUCCAACGAAAGUUCCAGCAUUUUCCUCUUCCAGAGCCCAACGAAUCAAAAUAUCCUCACGCUGCUAGUCUCUUUUCGUCUUUCAAUCCAUGGCUUCUUCUAUCUUCUACCCGCUCUCUGCUUCUUCCCUUCCCCUUAUCGACGACUCUACUUCUAAAUCCUUCCUCCAUGGAACCAAGCUCUCGUCUUGGGGUCCCUCUGUUAUUGCUCGUGCGAAGCGAAGUGUCACUGGAAGGAGUUAUAGGUCUCCUUCUGCCAUGUCGCUCAAUCAUAUUCCCGAGCAAUUCAGGGAAGAAAAUCUCAAGGAUGGAUUGAUGGACAAUUACAAGAAUGUUCCUCAAUAUCUAUAUGGUCUUACCCCAUCACAAAUGGACAUGUUCAUGACAGAAGAUAACCCUGUCCGGAGGCAGUCUGAAAUUGUUACAGAGGAAAGCAUUUCCUCUGCUAAAAACUAUUUGGAUAAUGGAGGGAUGUGGAGUCUUUCUGGCAUGGGAGAUAGGGGCCCUGCACAAUGCAGUAUGAGUGUUAGCAUGUAUAGAGGAGGAGCCAGGGGAUAUGGAAGACCUAGAACUGCUCCGCCGGAUUUGCCUUCUUUGCUCUUGGAUGCCCGAAUAUGCUAUCUGGGUAUGCCGAUUGUACCAGAAGUAACUGAACUUUUAGUUGCUCAAUUUAUGUGGUUGGACUAUGACAACCCUUCCAAACCGAUAUAUUUAUAUAUUAAUUCGUCUGGAACUCAGGAUGAUAAGAUGGAGACUGUUGGAUCAGAAACUGAGGCAUAUGCAAUAGCUGAUAUGAUGGCAUAUGUUAAAUCAGAUGUCUAUACUGUGAAUUGUGGGAUGGCAUAUGGUCAGGCAGCAAUGCUUCUGUCACUUGGAGCAAAGGGUUUUCGUGCAGUACAGCCAAAUUCAUCUACAAAACUAUAUCUCCCAAAAGUCAGCAGAUCAAGUGGUGCUGCAAUUGAUAUGUGGAUUAAGGCAAAAGAGCUAGAAUCAAACACCGAGUAUUACAUUGAGCUGCUAGCAAAAGGAAUAGGGAAAUCUAAGGAAGAACUUGCCAAAGAAUUCCAGCGGCCUAAAUAUUUUCAAGCUCAAGAAGCGAUAGACUAUGGAAUUGCAGACAAGAUCAUCGACUCAAGGGAUGCUGCAUUCGAGAAGAGGAAUUAUGAUGAAAUGCUUGCUCAAUCAAGAGCUAUGAGAAGACAAGCUGGUGCUCCUUCACAGGCAGCAGCAUCUGGAUUUAGGUAAAAUCAUAGAAUGGCGGGUUAAAAAAAAGCAUGGUUCCUUGUUGACGAUGCUUCACAUCUAAUGCCUUUCAAAGGCCGUGGGUUUUGGUGAAAAGUGACAAGUUUCUUUUUAUCUCAACGUAAUUUAUAGUGUGUAAAGUUUGUUUUGGGGGUAAUGUAUUAUGUUCCCUGAAUAACUUAAUCUUCGCUUUUAUCUAUGAAAGAAAAUGGAGCACCUUGGUUAUGCUUGGUUGGUUCA